AUGGUAUGGAUUCCAAGUAGUUGGGUUAUUACCAUAGGAAUUACAUUAUUGACUAUAAUAUUCGGCGGAUGGAAACGAUUCGAUAUACGAAGAUCUUUCAAUAUAUUUUUUACUGUUAUAUUCACUUUACAAGCAAUAAUUUAUAUCGUUCUCAUUGUAUUGAAUCAUUUUGGUCGCUAUGAU
Molecule: messenger RNA, 183 nt
Organism: Schistosoma rodhaini
Lineage: Eukaryota; Metazoa; Platyhelminthes; Trematoda; Strigeidida; Schistosomatidae
Source: the annotation of a GenBank genome assembly